UGUUGUUGUUCCGCGGCAGCGGCGGCGGCGGUAAGAUGGCUGCCCACGGGGGCUCCGCGGCGUCUUCGGCGCUGAAGGGGUUAAUUCAACAGUUCACCGCCAUCACCGGUGCAAGUGAAAGUGUAGGGAAACAUAUGCUUGAAGCCUGCAACAAUAAUCUGGAGAUGGCAGUCACAAUGUUUUUGGAUGGUGGUGGAAUCGCUGAAGAGCCCAGUACCAGUUCAGCAAGUGUCUCCACUGUUAGACCACACACAGAAGAAGAAGUUCGUGCCCCAAUUCCUCAAAAGCAGGAAAUAUUGGUGGAACCAGAACCUUUGUUUGGUGCUCCUAAAAGACGGCGGCCUGCACGUUCAAUAUUUGAUGGUUUCCGGGAUUUUCAAACCGAAACUAGUAGUUCGGCAAGAACAGGAAUUAAGAAAUGGAGGAGCAAUAGAUAAGAAACUAACUACCCUUGCAGAUCUGUUCCGGCCACCCAUUGAUUUGAUGCAUAAAGGCAGCUUUGAAACAGCCAAAGAGUGUGGCCAGAUGCAGAAUAAGUGGCUGAUGAUAAACAUUCAAAAUGUACAAGACUUUGCAUGCCAGUGCCUCAACCGUGAUGUGUGGAGCAAUGAAGCUGUGAAGAAUAUUAUCCGGGAACAUUUCAUUUUCUGGCAGGUUUAUCACGACAGUGAGGAAGGUCAGAGAUACAUACAGUUUUAUAAGCUAGGGGAUUUCCCCUAUGUUUCCAUCUUGGAUCCACGGACAGGUCAGAAGCUAGUAGAGUGGCACCAGUUAGAUGUAUCUUCUUUCUUGGACCAAGUGACAGGAUUUCUGGGUGAACAUGGGCAACUGGAUGGACUUUCUAGUAGUCCCCCCAAAAAAUGUGCCCGUUCAGAGAGCCUUAUAGAUGCAAGUGAAGAUAGCCAGCUAGAAGCUGCCAUCAGAGCCUCCUUGCAAGAGACACAUUUUGAUUCAUCACAGACAAAACAGGAUAGCCGCUCAGAUGAAGAAUCUGAAUCUGAACUUUUUUCUGGCAGUGAGGAAUUCAUAUCCAUUUGUGGCUCUGAUGAAGAAGAGGAGAUAGAGAAUCUUGCCAAGUCCAGAAAGUCUCCCCACAAAGAUUUGGGGCAUAGAAAAGAGGAGAACAGAAGGCUGCUGGCUGAGCCCCCUGCCCGAACUGAGCCUGGAACAACCACAAACCACCAAGGAUUGCCAGUCAUGGAUUCAGAAAUAUUGGAGAUGUCACCUGAAAAAUCAGAUGGAAUAGUGGAGGGCAUUGAUGUAAAUGGACCAAAAGCACAGCUGAUGUUGCGGUAUCCAGACGGAAAAAGGGAACAGAUCACUCUUCCAGAGCAAGCUAAAUUGCUAGCUUUGGUGAAACAUGUCCAGUCUAAAGGAUAUCCAAAUGAACGUUUUGAACUUCUCACCAACUUUCCUCGAAGGAAACUCUCUCAUCUGGACUAUGACAUUACAUUACAAGAGGCAGGCCUUUGUCCUCAAGAGACUGUCUUUGUACAGGAAAGAAAUUAGCAUCAUGGCCUGACCUCUCUCAGCUUACCCCUUUUUUUCCUUUUCCUGUGAGAUACCAUGUCACUGAGUAUGCAUUUUGGCUCAUAGGACCAUAGAGCCAAAGUUGGGCAAGCAAGUCACCUAUCUUCUCUUUUAUUCCUUGCUCUCUCCUAUAAUAAAUCUUUCACUUCCUACCCCCCCCCCCUUUUUUUCCCUCUCCUCUCCUAUUUUCGUCUUUUUCCUACUUUUCUUUCUUUCUUACCUAAUCAGGUGACCAAAUGGAAGUGUAAGGAGAAGACCUCCUAGUACUGGCAGCAGGAAAUGUAUGUUCCAAUAAGUGGUCUCUUGCAUGGCACUUUUUCGGGAUCAAAUGAUAAUGUUACUACUCCUCAAACUCCUUUGGUAAAGAAAUGACUGAUUCAGAAUAAGAACGACCUCCUUUUUUUGUAAGCCCCAUUUUUAGUAGGGAGAAGAAAUUCUCUAACACAUUUUGUUUUGUUUUAUUGUUCAUGUAAGAAAUAUCACAUAACAAAAUAUCCAGGCUUUUGUUUACAUGGAACAAGCAUCCCUUAUAAUUAUUAUUCAUCAUAUUUUAAAAUUAUUUUAAAGAAUUUCCAUCCUCCCAGCUAGAAUUAUUUCCAUGAGAUGUGUUAUUGGCAAAAUCAGUGUUAAAUGUUGGGUGAGUAGCAUGAGAUGGCUUUCAAUGCCCUAGCCUGAGACAGUUUUCUUUGUUACUACUCUGUAAACUGUAUUGAUCCUGCUAGUCCUGGAAUGGACUUUUAGUGAGCAUAUUGUGGUGACUGGGAUAGGAAGGUGCUUGCUGUUUUUGCCAGUACAGCAUAUUAGUUCCUUUGGCCCUUCCAUUGUUUGGGUCUACAAGUGAUCUAUAGGAAGGCAGCUAUUCAAUAAUCAUGCAAUACAGUGGCUUGUAGUUUUAACCACUAUGGUUAUUGAUUGUCCUGUGUGCUUUAGGCAUACUUAUGUAUGUCCUGGGGGGAAAAGAAAAAGAUGCAGCUGAGAGUAGCUAACCUUGUUCCUUUGGUUAGAAAUAAUGAUUCAUUUUUUACCCCUGGUUGGAACAGUCUCUAAAAGGCUCUGGUGACUAAAUGAACUAAUUCCUUAUGCUUUUUCUUGCAAAAGGUCUCAAAACUGAAAGCCAGUCUAAAGGGAAGACCUUUAAAUUUAAGUCAUAAGACAACAUUUAGUAAGGGAGGUGGGGAAGAUUGCCAGUAGUCAUCAGAUGUUCUGGGUUUUUUUCUGCCAACAAAAGCCACAUUCAAAUUGUAGUUGGUAAAAGCUUUUUUUAGUAUUGUUUAGAAGAUGCCAUGUUGAAUUUACAUAACACUACUGGACUUAACAGCUUCACUAUAUGCUCAGUUCCUAUUUAGAGCUUUAAAUUGUUUUUCUGAAGGGGUAGUGGUGAGUCUGAUGGCAAAAUCAAAACUUUAAAUUGCUAUGAAAUGUACCUUAUUUUAUCAAUUGGGGAUUUAGAUUGAUUGAUUCUUCUACUUGAAGAACAUAAAUUGCUAUUGCUCAGAGACCUUUAGGUUCCCAUCUAUUUUAAGAUCACUUUCUUGGUAACUAGGGGAUUUUAAAAAAUGAUGCUUGUGUGUUGCUAGUACUCAGUUAGAGAAUAUGGUUUCAAUGGUUGAACUUUGAGGGACCCACCCUAAAGAACGAGUAAUGUUUCUCCUCAAGGAAAUCAUGGAAAAUUUUGUUUAUUCUUCAGUGAGUCCUUUUGGAUUAAUGUUCUUACAUUUUUUCUAAGUCUGUGUAAGUGCUUAUGUAUAAGUAUAUAAUUGUAUAAAUAUUUAUAAAUAUAUUUAUAUAAUUACAAUUUCAUUUAUACCUUGAGUCAAAGUUCUCUCUUUAGACUGGUGACUGAGUAGUACCACUUUGGUGUUUUUUCAUAGGCUCUUGAGGCUAACUAGCGCUUCUGAAUUAUUGAGGAAAUACGGUUUUCAUGUUAAUUCCUCAAUUUUAUCUCUGAACUUGGAUAAUAGACUUACUGUCUAAGGAAUAGAGCUGUAUACUAUCAAAGAAUGCAUUAGAGGGUAAAAAAUUGUUCAUAGUAGACAAGGUCAGAAUCUAAAAAUUCAGGGAGAUACAGGGUAAGAAGUGAGGGUAUGCCCAGUUUAGGUGACAUGAUGGCACCUAUCUCCACUCAGCAAAGUAAAGUCACAGCUAAAGCCAAAAUCUGUCAAAAAUGUGAAGUCAAGAACUUUCCCUGUAGGACUCUAUUUUAUUCUUCUACCUAUUAGCUUCUCUUUAUAAAAUAUGUCUAGAGAACCUGAGACAACAUGUUCAUUAAUGAUAGGAUAUAGUUCUUUUUGAUAAGCUCAGCCCUGGCAUAUCCAUUUGUGAGAAACCAAAGUGACUUUUUCAACUGUGAAAUGACCAAGUAUAUAUAUAAAGUGAUUUAAGUAAGCAUAUUAAAGAGAUGGGGCAUGAGAUAUUGACUCAACUUAGAGACAGCUGGGGUGUUUAAAGUACAAAGUGUAAAGGAUUUUAUUUUAUUUUGAGGCAGGAGUGUAAUUAACCUGGGCUUUGAUAUAGGGGUCCUUGGGAAGGAGGGGUUAUGGAUUGUACAUGGGAAGAGUGAAUAAGGAAUAUUGCUUAAUUCAAGAACUUAAUCCACUUAGGGAGUAUACUUCCUCUUGUUUUAUUUCCUCUGCAAAUGCUUUUGCUCUUUAGAGGAGAGGUUUUAUUGAAUAGAUUAAAUGAGGUUAGCAAGAUAAUUUAAAAAUAGCCAUUCCUUGUGGGUAUUGGAAACGGCUUGAAAGAGAAUAUAAAAGUUCGGGAGGAAAAGAACAAGAUAGACUUUGAGAGUAAGUAAUGAGAUAAAUACAGGGAGAUAAAAUGAAAAUCAUUGGGGAAAAAGUGACAGGAAACUCUUGAAAUUGGUUUAGGAGGGAACCAGAGAAGAGAAAAAACAGCCAAAUGUGGGAAGAACAGGGAACUAGUUUUGAUAAUUAGCAUGUACUAGGUACCGUAUAUGCAUUUUCUCCGUUAAUCUUUCUAAGAACCCUACAAAAGGCAUAUCUUCCCCAUUUUAGAGAUGAGAAAAUUGAAGUUCAGAGAACUUGUUCAGGAUGUCACAGCCAGUAAGUGGCAAAAUUAAAACUGGCAUCCAGAGUCCACAUUUUUUUCACUCCAAUGCUAUUGUCUCCUACAACAGGAGAAUCAGCCCAAAAGGCUAUCUUCCCAUUGUUUGGCUCUUUAAAGUAUUUGAUUAUGUUUCCAUAAAGCUGGUGGGAUUUGUGCUAUGCCUAUAAAUUCCUAUUUACACCAUUAUUUUGAGGGGCUGAUUAUUGUUUUCUUGAAAUGAUGGACUGAUAAAAGUGUGAAAGGAAAAUAACUAUGUGGCAUUAUUUGCCAAGAAUAAAUAGAAAUGAUAAAAAGGGAUUUUAUCUUUUUUAAACCACUUUCAGAAAAGAUAUAAUUAUCUUUUCUAUAUCCCACCCAUACCAGAUUAUUGAAUCCUUUUAAGUAUAUCUUUUUAAAUAUUUUAUAAAAUUCUUCUUUGUAUAGAUCAGUUAUUUAUUGAGUUCUUAAUCAAAGUUGAAAACAUUUUGAAAUCUAAGAUUUAGUUCCUGCCUGUUUAAUUCAGUUGGAGAGACACUACACAUGAGAUAAUUGGAGAACAUGUAAAUGCUUACCUUUCUGGGGCUGAACUAUAAUUGCAAUAGACAUUUAGGAAGGGAAAGAAUAGUGUUAACACUUUAGUUGGGACAGUCUUCACAAAAACAUAAAACUGAAAAGUGGCAAAUACUGUAGCUAAAAUUUUCUUUUGACUCACUUGUAUUCUUUAGUUGCAACUUUUGUAACUACUUAGGACAUGGCAUUUAUCAGUAAGGCAUACCUAAUACACAAAUAGGAAAGGAUUACUGGUCCCAGGACUAAAGAUUUUAGCUAGCAGGGAUCUUACUUGGACACUUACCAAAUACUAGAGGGAGCCACUAGCAACUGAAAAGUGAUGGAAGGAUUUAACUUCUCUACCCAGGUACAAAUUAAAUGUAUGUUAUAUAUGAUAUGCAGAAGGGGUACUGCAUGUAGGCAUAAAGUGCACUUGGGUAACAGCUCUGCUACUAGUUAACAGAAAAUUGGACUAGAUCAAGAGUUCUCAGUCUGUUCAAGUAAAAUAACUUGUGAUGUUAAAAUUUGUCAGGGGUAGGGAACUGUGAAGUAUUAAUAUCAUUCAUUUUAUUGAUGGAGAAAAUGUAAAUGUGCAUAUGGAAUUGCAGACCCCUUGCAGAAACUCGAGAAACCCACAGAUUGUAGACCACUGAAUUAGAUUAUCUCUGAAGUCCUUUCCACUCCAAAAGUUUAUGCUUCUAGUCUUUCCUCUUUAUUAUAUAUUAUCCCUAGGCUAAUUAAAAGUAUACUUGUUAAUCAGUUCCUUUGCUUUUUUUCUGUGUCCAGGUUUCAUUUUCCCAAUAACUAAUCUCACUUGACUGAAAUCUCCAAAAAGGGGAGUAUAAUAGUUAUAGAUCUAGUAAUGAUUAUUUAAACACAAUAUAUUAAUUAAAAAAACUUGAUGAAGUGUUCCUAAACAUUGUGGAGUAUGACUAAAAUUUAAUGAGAACCAAAUAUUUCACUGACACCAGAGUUAAAUUUUAUUUUACCUGUGUGCUUAAACAAAGCUCUUUACUCACUGAGCAGUUAGGAAAUUGAUUUGUGAUUUGUGUAAGUUGUAAAAUUUACAUAUUUUUGGCAGAAACAACUUUUUCAGAUCCAGUUAGGCUGACUUAAAAUUAUUUCUUAUCCCACAGAGUAUAUCUCCAUUGUGUCAUUCUCUUUUCUCGCCCUCUUUCAUUUAACUACUUAAUAGUAAAUCAGAGGAUGCAGAUUGAUGAAUAAGUAAUGUAUAAAAAGUAAAUGAGAGUAAGAAGAUUCAACCCUCUGAUGAACAGGGCAGUUUUCCAAAUAUAGAAGCCUUGAUGAAAAGGCUACUUAAAGACAUCUGUGUACUAUGAAUAUUCAACUUUAUUGAUUUGCCUUGGCUAGCACUUCAGUUAUUAUCUUGCCAUUAAACUUAAUUGCACUGUACACAUUAUAGAAUAGUGGCUAAAGAAUGUUCUUUGGUACUGAAAAUAACCAACAGAGAAUACCAAGCCAAUAUGUUGAUUUCUCCUGUUAUGAGAAAUUUGGUAUUUUAAUGAUGGUUAUUUUGACUCACCUGUAUGUCAGUCCUGCUAUAGAGAGGCCACAUAGAAUCAAGAGUAUUUUUCAUAGAGAUUAUGAUGACCUUGGUAGUUUUCUCAUUGAAGAGAAUUUGUGGUUAAAAUUACUGGAUGUAUUAUAUGAGGCCCUUGAUUAGAAGAUCUUUUAAUCCUUUUUCUUUUACUUUUCCAUUCUCUGUUCCUGAUUUUUCACAUCUAUUCUCUAAAAAUUAGUCAUGAUUUUUAAUGAAAUUGGCUGUUUAAGAAAUUCACUUCCAAGUUUUGGUAUGUAACAUUAAAAAAAAUUAUAAGUUAAUAUUCAAAGGAAGAAUUUGAGGCAAACAAUUUUAUAGCUCAUUUUCUCUCUACUUAAGAGUUCUUUCAUUCCAAAUAUAGACUGGCUAGCUCCACGACGCUCCUCCCCCCUUUUGUGGCCUGCAGAAUGCUCUUGUAUUUUGCUUAGGACCUCAGUCAUUCUCAUGAACAUGAUUUUUGGUACAGGUCUUUCUUUGCCAUGUGAUCUGAAAGAAGAAUUGAGUAGUCCAAUACAAACUACAUUAGUAAAAACAAUUUAGCAUUGCUGUAAAGUUGUUGUUGUUUUUUUUUUUUUUAAAUAACCACAUUUACUUGUAGGAUUAGCGAUACAAAUAUUAAUGGUACUAUUUUGCCUAAGAACAGUCACAUAUUAAUCUAUUAUGGGAAAUUGUCUUGUUGUACUUAAUUUUCUUGCAACAGACAACAAGAUUUUAUUGUUUGCUUAAAUGGUAUUUCUUCUAAAGGGAUCAAAAUGCCCAAAGAGUUUAUAUCCAUAUAAGAUCAUUUGGAUUUUUAAAUAAGAAGUCAGGCUAAGCUGGAUUGAACAUAAAAUUUUUAUCUCCAUUAAAAGAAGUUAUUAAUCUAACUGAGCUACCAUGAAUCAUUCAUUUAUCAGAUGUGGUAAAUAAAAUGGGAAACAUUUCAAAUCAUUAGAUAAAUUCUGACCUGGAAUUGAAUUCUCUCUUCCUUAAAAGCUUUUUUAUUUGCCUUUUUCAUAGAUUCAAUGUGGGCAUCUUAAUUGAUAAGGGAUUCUUGAUCUGGAACCAUUCCCUGCCAUUCUGCUUUUCUUCUCUGUCAAAGUCACUGGCUUUAGAGUACAUGUCACCAGGAUCUAUUUCAAGUUAAUGACAUUGAAAUGUUGAUGCUCAGUUGGAUUUGUUGCUGUUUUCAACAAAAUGGUUUUAUAGAAUGCUUUCUCAAGGCUUCUGUAUUCUUAAAUAAUGGAAAAUAUCAAUAAAUUAAAUGGUGUGAUUCAAAAUAUAAAUAGAUUUUUGACCCUAGUCAUAUGCUUUUAAUAACUUUGAUAAUUUAUUGCCCUGUAAGUUAAACCUCAUGUGGAGUGAGUAUUACCACCAGAAAAUCUCAUUUUAUCUGCUAAUUAAAAUGAAAGUAGUGUGUGCCCUCCACUUUUUAGUUAAUGAGUAGUAAGCUUAUAGUAGGGGCCAUUUAUCUUACCCAUUUGGGCCUUGGGCCUUGUUAUUCCUGUGUUUGUCCCUUCAGUUUGGAAAGGCAAUUUAAAAUACCUGCUGGGAAGCAGUAAAUCUAUGAGAUAAUCCUCUAGUCUUUGAUUUAGAGAGAUGAGUACCAGUUCAUGCUAACAUGACUCUUAGACUUUGAGGGGCUUCCAUUCAAGUUUUGGCAUGAAUCUUAAAAUUUUAUUCACUCCUUUAAGAAUCUUUCUUAAGAGGGUUUUCCUUUUGAUUGUUAACAAUUUCUAAGCAUUUGAUGUCUUUUUUUUUAACCCUUAAGAAACAAAAGUCUGUUUUCGAGAGUGGGUAUUGAUUGUUCCAUGGAAACUCAGGAGUGUUUGCAGUCUCUGCAUGCUUUGUAUGAGUUCAGUUUGAACAACACGUUUUCAAUCAUCUGGAAUGUCCAAUUCUGGCAUGUCUUCACUAAUUGUGUUUUUUAAACAUUUUUCAUGUUAUUUUUCAAACCUCACUUCCCAUCUUACUCAGAGAGGUUAAUCAAGGAAUGAAAUUUAUUUGGGGAUGGGAUGGGGGUGGGCUGGGUACUUGAGUGAAGUCAACUUGGGGUAUUUGCUUAAAGUGUUUCUCAAGCAGUUCCUAACAGUAUUCAGAGAUUCCCUGGGAUGUUUGUGUACUCAACUUAUUCUGGACAAAGUGGUGGUCUUAGUGAUACUUGCAUUCUUAAUGCAGGAUGGCUCUAAAUUUCAUCUGUAGCAUAACUUUGUUCUUGAAUCCAAGAAGAUAAUGGACAGAGACAGUGCUCCUAUUGUAGUGUUUCUGGCAAGUGCUCCCUAAAAUGCACAUAUAGUUCUCAGUUUUCUGGGCUUUUAAUCCCAUGGUGCUAGGAGAUACCAUUUGUUUCUGCAGCUCUUCUGAAAAAUGGAAAGAAGGCUUUGGGACCAGUGAGUAAGGGGCGCUGGAUCAUUCGCUAAUUUUUUUUGUUCAAGACACACUAGAGACCCUCCUGUAUAUCUAGUAAGUUAUAAUAAAGGUGCUAGGGAAAGCCUUACAUUUGAACACACAUGGAGGCCGGAGAAAAUCUAAAACUUGUAGGAGGAGAAAAACAUGCCAUUAGAUAAAAUAGAGCUGUAACUGCUGGCUAAGACUCAAUGGAACUUCCACUUGCUCUAAAACCAGGGAAAUCUUAGAUGACUGGGUGUGAUAUAUCUAUAGAUACAAUAUAGUCUAUAGGUAAAUAAUUUCUAAAAUGAGGAUCUCUCAGUUGGCAAUCCUCUGGUUUUGGCUGUACCAAAUUGUGAAUAUUCUUGCUGUGUUGUACCCAGUUGCUUUAUAUUGAUACUGCAACUUG
Molecule: messenger RNA, 9461 nt
Organism: Molossus molossus (Pallas's mastiff bat)
Lineage: Eukaryota; Metazoa; Chordata; Mammalia; Chiroptera; Molossidae
Gene: UBXN7
Product: UBX domain protein 7
Exons: 11
Coding region: 187-1509 (440 amino acids)
Biological process (GO): proteasome-mediated ubiquitin-dependent protein catabolic process
Cellular component (GO): nucleus
Molecular function (GO): ubiquitin binding
Source: RefSeq, a predicted model, not a curated record